CACGAGCCCGCAAGGAGCGCACAAUCCUCUGCGUCCUCGUACCGGAUCGCGAACCCCAGUUCCAUCACCACCACCGGCCACCAUGUCCAGCGAGGAGCUGGCCUGCAAGCUGCAGCGCCGGUUGAGACUUGAGACGCGGGCAGAAACCCACCAGGACAGCCCCCAGGCUGCACCGUGCACUGCCCCAGCCCGGCACCGGGAGCCUGAACCGCUUACCCCGGCGUCCACGGCCAACGCGGACUCCGAGCUGAACCUCAAACUGAGCAGCAGGCUGAACAUCCACCAGGGCGCAGCGCGGUCCCGCCGCUCCAAGGUCUUCAACCCCUACACAGAGUUCCCGGAGUUCAGUCGCCGCCUCCUGAAGGAUCUGGAGAGGAUGUUCAAAACGUAUGAUGCUGGAAAAGAUGGAUUCAUCGACCUGAUGGAGCUGAAACUCAUGAUGGAGAAACUGGGGGCCCCUCAAACCCACCUGGGCCUGAAGAAUAUGAUUCAGGAGGUGGAUGAAGACUUCGAUGGCAAGCUCAGCUUUCGGGAGUUUCUGCUCAUUUUCCACAAGGCUGCUGCUGGAGAGCUGCAGGAGGACAGUGGGCUGCUGGCACUGGCCAAGUUUUCCGAGAUCAAUGUUGCCCUGGAGGGUGUCAAAGGUGCCAAGAACUUCUUCGAAGCCAAGGCCCAGGCCUUGGCCUGCUCCAGUAAGUUCGAAGCUGAGUUAAAAGCUGAGCAAGAUGAGCGGAAACGGGAAGAGGAGGCCAGGAGGCUCCGCCAGGCAGCCUUCCGGGAGCUCAAGGCAGCUUUCAGCGCAUAGUCCUGCUGACCUGACCCUUGACCACAGCUGUGCCUUACUGACACCCUGGAGGUGAUGACUAGGAUUUUCACAUUUUAAUCCUCGCAGCCUUCUGCGCAAAUGACCUCCCCUUCAAGGCCUAGGCCUGUUUCUUAGUGCUUCUGGAUAACCAGUGACUGCUUUCAUCCUUUCCAGGGUCCUGGCCCCUUUCAAACGGUUCGCCAGCUGGUUUCCCCAGCCUUCACUCCUCUGCCGUUAUCUGUAGCCGAGAUUUGUUUCUUACUUGUUCCCGAGUAGUCCUAUGUCAACAAGUCCUGUUUAUCUAUGGUUCUCAGAGGACAUGUUGCACGUCAUCUCGUGUAGUUUUUUUUUUCUUGUGGUCCUUGCAUUAUUUCCCAGUCAGCGUCUGUCUUCUUGUCAUUACUCAGAUUCCACUGACUUCUUUUUCACCGUCUUUCACCCUAGUAUGAUGGCGGGAUUUGAAGGAAGACUUGUGAAUUAGACCCUCUAUCCCCACCCCACUCCGAAACAGGGGACUAACUUGAUGCUGUCUUUGCCUGUCUCCUGGCACUUAACAAUGUCUACGUUUUCGUUCCCCCUCAUUCUUCAUUUCACAAUCCAGUCAUUUUAAGUCCUUUACUGUUAAGAAUGAAAGAAUCGUCAGAAGUAAUUAAUAUUAGUGAGUAGAAGGAUAGCUGUCAUCCGACCCCAUGCAAAUCAGGGUGGACCUGUGAAAUUCUCAAGUGACAUCCAAGGUCUUUUGAAGUCAUGACCAUCUUCCGGUGUCUGACAUCAGCUCCAAAGAACUGAAAGAAAUGUAUUCUCACCCAUGGGACAGAUUUUUUUAUCUUGUGAGUUUCUUGGGACUUCUCACAAAUACCAGGGGGUUGUAUUUUUUAACAAAAACAAAAACAAAAAUUCUUAAUGUCAUAUUUAUUACUUCUCUUUUGUAACUGCUGUCUCUACAAUAAAGAAAACAUCUGCCCUUCUAUCUUACAACUGUUUACUUUUAAAUAAAAUGAGCAAAUGAUCUUUGCCUUCA
Rattus rattus (black rat) is the source of this 1826-nucleotide messenger RNA. It is a transcript of the gene Efhd1, whose product is annotated as EF-hand domain family member D1. The record is from RefSeq and is a predicted model, not a curated record. The transcript is spliced from 4 exons. Gene Ontology annotation, cellular component: mitochondrial inner membrane. Bases 83 to 805 code for a protein of 240 amino acids. Lineage: Eukaryota; Metazoa; Chordata; Mammalia; Rodentia; Muridae. Gene Ontology annotation, molecular function: calcium ion sensor activity.